AUGGGCCUCUCUUCCCUCUCCCCGACAACGUGGAACGCGCUCGGUCUCGGCGUGGCAUCGAGCUGGUUCCUUCUCAGCUCCCUCGCCACCUUUUGCCCUCAUCGCACAGCUGCGCUCUUUGGCAUCACAGCCUUGAGCGACUCGCAAACGGCAGACUACGAGAGCACCCUCGGCUUCUCGGGCGUGCUUGGGUCGCGAGACUUGGCUAUUGGCCUUGCCAUGUACUUUCUUGCCAAGAAGGGCCGCAACGACGAGUUGGGCACCUUGAUUCUCAGUACCCUGUGCAUUUGCGCUGCCGACAUUGGGCUUGUGUUGCGGAGGAAGUCAUUGUCCGUUCUGGCCGCUGGUACGGCCGUGUAUGCUGUCAUCGGGCUGGGGCUUCGCGGCUUGUUCCAUUGA
Messenger RNA from Metarhizium acridum CQMa 102, 399 nucleotides. The record is from RefSeq and is a predicted model, not a curated record. Lineage: Eukaryota; Fungi; Ascomycota; Sordariomycetes; Hypocreales; Clavicipitaceae.